AUGCGAACAGAACUGAUUUCGCCCUGGAGGGUAGGAAUGAAGGGGCAAGAGAUACAAGAAAUGACAGCAAGUCUCCUUCAAGAGGUGCUGACAAUUACCCUCAUCCACGAUGGCCUUGCACGUGGCAUCCGCGAAGCUGUCAAAGCUUUAGACAAGCACCAAGACCAUCUCUGUGUGCUUGCAUCCAACUGUGAUGAGCCUAUGUAUGUCAAGUUGGUGGAGGCCCUUUGUGCUGAGCUCCAAAUCAACCUAAUUAAGGUUGAUGACAACAAGAAACUCGGGGAAUGGGUAGGCCUCUGUAAAACUGAUCGAGAGGGAAAGCCACGGAAAGUAGUUGGUUGCAGUUGUGUCGUGGUUAAGGACUAUGGCAAAGAAUCUCAGGCCAAGGAUGUCAUCGAAGAGUACUUCAAGUGCAAGAAAUGAAUAAAUAAAAAUUUUGGCUCAAAAAAAAAAAAAAA
This is a messenger RNA of Microtus oregoni (creeping vole), 458 nucleotides long. RefSeq names its product 40S ribosomal protein S12-like. Gene Ontology annotation, cellular component: ribosome; cytosolic small ribosomal subunit. Lineage: Eukaryota; Metazoa; Chordata; Mammalia; Rodentia; Cricetidae. The coding region runs from base 1 to 423 and encodes 140 amino acids. Gene Ontology annotation, molecular function: structural constituent of ribosome. The record is from RefSeq and is a predicted model, not a curated record. Gene Ontology annotation, biological process: translation. The transcript is spliced from 2 exons.